Molecule: messenger RNA, 2040 nt
Organism: Cynara cardunculus var. scolymus (artichoke)
Lineage: Eukaryota; Viridiplantae; Streptophyta; Magnoliopsida; Asterales; Asteraceae
Product: L-type lectin-domain containing receptor kinase IX.1-like
Exons: 1
Coding region: 1-2040 (679 amino acids)
Biological process (GO): protein phosphorylation
Cellular component (GO): plasma membrane
Molecular function (GO): protein kinase activity; carbohydrate binding; ATP binding
Source: RefSeq, a predicted model, not a curated record
AUGAUCCCUUAUGCAGCUUCACUCAGUUUCAAUUUGCCAUAUAUCAGUCCAAAGAAUCAGAAUCGGGAAAUAAUAACUGAAGGUUAUGGAGCUUAUAUCUCCAGCAAUGGAAUUCAGGUGACCCCAGAUGAAAUUGGAGAUCGGAGACAGAAAGGAGGACAAGUGAGAUACUUUGAAUCACUUCAUCUUUGGAACAAUGCAACUGGGGAGUUAGCAAGCUUUGCUACCAAUUUCUCCUUUGUCAUUGAUUCAAGGCUGGAUCCAAAUUACGGUGAUGGCCUCACAUUCUUUCUUGCGGAGAAUAAUUCUGUGAUCACACGCGGUGGAGCCAUGGGGCUUCCCAUCGAUCCAAUCACCUUUCGUGCAACGAAUCGAUUUGUUGCAGUGGAGUUUGAUACUUAUGAGAAUUAUUGGGAUCCAAGAAAUUCUAACGAUAUUUACAUUGGCGAUCAUGUAGGUAUCACCAUAAGCAAUCUCACUGGUCACUCUCUCACUUCUGUUAGAUCUCAUAAAUGGUUGAGUAAUAUAACUGGUGGGGCAGAUUGUCAAGCUUGGAUCACAUAUGAUUCUGUUUCUAAAAACCUUAGUGUUUCCUUCACGGGUUUUCGAAAUAAUAGAAUUGUACGUCAGGAUGGACUUUAUUACACCAUUGAUCUAAGAAAUGUGUUAACAGAAAAGGUCAUUUUUGGGUUUUCAGCAGCAACUGGAACUUCAUUCCAAAAAAAUAACGUUAAAUCUUGGAGUUUUAGUAGUACAGAUGUACAAACUGUUGAAAUCAGCAGCCUACCACCUAAUACUGCCCCAAAUCCGCUACCACCGAACACUGGCCCAAAUCCGCUACCACCGAACCCCAGCCCAGAUCUAGUGGGUAACAAAAAGAGCAAUGUGGUAUUAAUAGUUGGAUUAUCUGUUGCAAUCACUUUUCUGGGCAUGGCUGCCUUUGUUUUGUGGAGGAAGAAGCAAAAAAACAGGGAAGAUGAAGCGAAAGAACUUGAAUUUAAUGCCGAGAUGAACACUGAAUUCGAAAUGGGUACCGGGCCUACAAGAUUCUCUUACCACGAAUUAGCUCAAUCUACUGGUAACUUUACAGAGGACGAGAAACUUGGGGAGGGAGGUUUCGGUGGGGUUUACCGAGGUUUCUUAAAAGAUUCGAGAACAUAUGUAGCAGUGAAACGGGUGUCCAAGACUUCCAAACAAGGAAUCAAGGAGUAUGCAUCAGAAGUCAGGAUCAUUAGCAGAUURAGGCAUAGAAAUYUGGUUCAACUCAUUGGUUGGUGCCACGAGAAAAGAGAACUAMUGCUUGUUUACGAGUUAAUGGAAAAUGGAAGCUUAGAUUCACAUCUYUUCAARGCAAAGAGCUUGUUGACAUGGGGCACAAGGUACAAAAUUGCYCAUGGCCUUGCUUCUGCUUUGCUAUACCUACAUGAAGAAUGGGAGCAAUGUGUCUUGCAUAGAGAUAUCAAAUCUAGUAAUGUGAUGUUAGACUCUAAUUUCAAUCCAAAGCUUGGUGAUUUUGGGUUAGCAAAGUUGGUUGAUCAUGAGAAAGGCUCACAAACAACAAUGUUGGCUGGAACCUUGGGUUACAUGGCUCCUGAAUGUGUAGUGACCGGAAAGGCAAGCAAGGAAUCAGAUGUGUUUAGCUUCGGAGUUGUUACAUUGGAAAUAGCUUGUGGGAAAAAACCCAUCGAGUACAAGGCUCCAGAAAGGCAAAUAAGAUUAGUAGAAUGGGUUUGGGAGCUUUAUGGGGCUGGGACUCUUUUAGAAGCAGCAGACCCGCGACUUGGGUCAGAUUUUAAGGAAGAAGAAAUCAAGUGUAUGAUGAUCGUUGGGUUAUGGUGUGCACACCCUGACUCAGAUAUCCGCCCAUCUAUAAGACAAGCUAUUCAAGUUCUGAACUCCGAAGCUUCUUUGCCCAUACUCCCCUCAAAGAUGCCGGUGGCGUCUUACUUGUCUCUUCCCAUUUCUUCAUCACACGGUGUCGCUUCCAUCAUCCAAAACCAGUCGUCAAGUAGCAUUGACAACACAGAUUCCUCAAAGUAA